Molecule: messenger RNA, 6293 nt
Organism: Dreissena polymorpha
Lineage: Eukaryota; Metazoa; Mollusca; Bivalvia; Myida; Dreissenidae
Product: solute carrier family 35 member F5-like
Exons: 16
Coding region: 367-1668 (433 amino acids)
Biological process (GO): regulation of peptide transport
Cellular component (GO): membrane
Source: RefSeq, a predicted model, not a curated record
GUCACUUACUCUGUACUUCCGGCUUUUGACAGUCCAAUUUAAUUUCAGAUUUCUUUAAUCAGAAACAACAUUUUAGUGUCAAAAGCUGUGAAUUUUCCAAGUGCAUAGGGAUCGGCCACAUUCCCAAAAUGGUGAAAAAUUAACACUGGCGUACCGUUAAUUUUAUUUGAACUUUUCCGUCAAAAUCCUAUUGUCAUUUGAAAGUCACCCAAAAGUGGAACUUUCAAAGAUGAGGCUACAGCCAGUAGUUUUUCUUCUGAGAAGACAACUCCUGCAUCUAAACCUCUGCUGAAAAACUCUGCGUCUCAUCCAAACAUUCCCUCUUAAGCAGUUAAAGAUUGAUCUUCCAGGUCCCUUAACAGUGUGAUGUUUGGCCUCUCCAGUCUCUCCAAGUCCCACCGACUGAUCCUAGGAGUGGUAGUCCUCCUGGUCGUAGAUGUGAUAUGGGUAGCUUCAUCUGAACUCACCAAGUUCAUCUUUGAAAAUGAGCACUACGAGAAGCCAUUCUUUAGCACGUACCUCAAGACUGCCAUGUUCUCCAUCUACCUCAGUGGCUUCUUGUUCUGGAAACCAUGGAGAAACCAGUGUAGGGGAAAUAGGGUCACUGCAAAUGGAGAGACUUUAGAAGCAGAAGAAUUGCUGACUGAACCGAUCUAUGUGCCUCUCCGCUAUGACAAGACUAACAGCGAAUCUGAUCUUGAGGAACAAGCUGGGCAAGAAGUAAGAACUGUACGGUUCAGCAAUUUGAUGGAAGUCAGGCAGCUAACAGAUACCUAUGCAGAGGACCAUGUGAUAGCGCGCCUGUCUUUCACGGCGGCCCAGCGUGCUGAGGAGAUGAGGCUUAGAGCACUAAGCAAGCUGAGAGUUUCCCAGGUCGCAAAGCUGGCCUUUGUCUUCACCUUUCUGUGGUUUUUCGCCAAUUACUCAUACCAGAUAGCGUUGGACCACACGGAGGUGGGCAUUGUGAAUGUGUUGUCCUCCACUUCCUCUCUCUUCACCCUUAUCUGUGCAGCCAUCUACCCGGGCUCAGCCGUCGACAGAUUCAGCCUCUCAAAACUUGUGGCAGUGCUAGUCAGUAUAAGUGGUAUAGUGUUGGUCAGCAUGUCCGACAUGAAGUUUGAGCAUCAGGCCCCAACAGGUGCAUUGUGGGCCCUGUCCGGCGCAGUCCUCUACGCUGUGUAUCUCGUGUCCCUGAGGCGGCGUGUGGAUCAUGAGGACAAACUGGAUAUACCUCUGUUCUUUGGUUUUGUGGGCCUGUUCACGAGUGUGUGCCUGUGGCCUGGCUUCAUACUGCUGCACUACACGAAGCAGGAACCUCUACAGUGGCCCAACACCGAGCAGUGCCUCUUUAUAGUGGUCAACGGCCUCAUUGGAACUGUGCUCUCGGAAUUCUUGUGGCUAUGGGGCUGCUUCUUGACGUCUUCUCUGAUUGCAACGUCUGCAUUAAGUCUCAUCACCCCACUCAGUAUGAUAGCUGAUGUCUUCAUUAAAGGGGUUUCCUACACAUGGUUGUUCUACGUGGGAACGGUUCCCGUUUUUGUAGCGUUCAUAGCAAUAGGCUGUCUGACCCACUUUGAAAGCUGGGACCCGGUGCUGGUGCUAGUAAAAAAGUGCAUGCACUGCAUAUGCUCCCGAAGGCUAAUUGCAAUGAACAGGCUUGGACAGUAGAUGACCCCUAUUAAAUUGGGGCACUGGUUCAAAGGGCCCAAAGGUCAAGUCGCGUUCGUGAAGCAGACAAGGAACAAACUGAGAGUCUGAUAGACCCCAGUACAGACUGAGUGCCACAUUCCUGAUAGGUCUGAGUGGUCUGUCCCAACUUGGAUUGGUUCACUUUUAUUGUACAAUGAACACAGCGUGUUGAUGUGGAUUAUACAAAUAGUUCUGACUGUAUACUGCAUAGGAGAAGGACCUGAUAUAUUGAUUUGUUCUGUAAUUCUACACCCCCCUUGUAUUGGAUGUGAAAUGGACCCAUAAUGUAUCUUACAUUUUACUUCUCAUCAACCCUGUGUCCUGGAUGUGAAAUGGACCUAUAAUGUACCUGAAAUGCCAUGCAUCAUUUGUACUCUAUAUCUGCAUUCAAACCCUGUGUACUGUAAAAAGAGACAUGACACUGGUUGAUAUAGGCCUAAAAAGGGUGAAAUUAUACAGCUUUAGCUAUUUUUUUCAUUAAAAAAACAGAUAUGUAUAAAAAAAAAACUUGUCACAAUGAUUUGCAUAAGUACACGGUGAAGUUGGGUAUUGAAAAUGUUCAUUUAAUGGGUUUAAAAGUAACACAACAUUAAAUAACACGUAUAAUUAUGUCAUGAUAUUCAGAGAGUAAGUCUCCAUUCAGACUUUUGAAGUUUCUUCAUGUAGUUUGUGUAAUUAUAGGAAAUCAUAGUAAUAAAAGUAAUAAUAUAGUUAAUUACUUUAAUUUAGUAGUAAGAGUUUUUAAAUGAUUGUCAAUAAUAACAAGGUCAGGUUAACAGACGUUUUUUACAUCGCAAAAAAGUGGCGACAAAUUUUUGGGGGCCAGUGAAACCCCUGAGUCAGCAUACAAUUUCAUUUGAUGUUUUAUUUGAUGUUUCAUUCUAUAGCCUUCAGUUAUUUAGUGCUGCAAUGUGGUCAAAGCAUAUUUGUGUAUAUUGCCUAAGGAAUAACUAUGCAUCUUUGUCUGCAUAUGGUGUAAGCCAGUGUAUAAACAUCAUGCCAAACUGUAAUAUAAGACAGAGCAUUAAAUCUCCAUUUGCUGAUGCAAUCAUAGUAGCCUGUGUAGAUAUUUGUAUGCAUUAUGCAAUCUUGUAUUAAAUGCAAUACAUGCGCCGAAAUGUUUAACAUAGCUAUAUAUUCCUCAUGAUUGACCCUUUAGUUUUAGCCUUGUUUAGAUGUUCUAGCCAAAAAGUACAUCCCUAAAGAAAAAAUUGUACAAUUAAUCAGAAAACAGACAUUGAAGCAACAUAUUAAUUUUUAAAUUGAAAAUCAUGACGUUACUAGUAUGUUAAUGGAUUAAAUAUCAAAACAAAUAGUAAAGGUUAUUAUUUAUUAAAUUCCCUUUGUAAGUUUCAAAAUGUUUCAAUUUUCUUUGGUACUUUACGUAUUUCAAAUGUGAGACCAACAUUCUGGCUGAAUGAAGUAACAAAGGUCUUUAAUAAUAAAAUUUAACUUUCUAAGGGACUACAAAUGUGUUAAAAGACGUAUCUAAGUGGUAACGGGUAAAAAUCCCCAUCUGAGGGGCACCACCACCUUUCCCCCAAAGGUGAAAAAAAAAAAAGGCCUCUUAUCUCCAGCUUUUACAGCUUUUUUCUUGCGGGAGAUUGGUUACCGGAACCUGUGAGUUUGACAGGUAAUUCUUCAAACAGCAACAGUGUUCCCUAUAAUGGACAUUUCACCUUUGUUUUCUCACACAUCAACUGAACUUUUUUGCAUUUGUUAAGAUGUAAAUAUAAUUGUGUUGAUGUUUAACAACACAUUUUUAGGCCUCUACUACUAACCAUGACAAAUAUUAUUUUCCAGGUUAUUGCAUUGUGUUGAAAGAAAUCCGUAUUAUAAUAUUUUCAUGUGUAACUUAAAGUACAAUGUAUGGAUUCUACUUGUAAUACAGUAUGCAGAAACAUUGUAAAUAUCUGCAUGUUAACUCUUUCAGUGCGGAAACCAAAUUUUGAAAGCCUUUGCAAACAGUUUGGAUCCAGAUGAGACGCCACAGAACGUGGCGUCUCAUCUGGAUCCAAACUGUUUGCUAUUCUGAUAGUAUUCUUUGAAAAAAAAUUGAAGAAAAUGCUAAUUUUAGAAAUUCAACAGACGACAUUUUAGCAGACGACAAAUUUCCCAGCAUGCAAAGGGUUAAUUCACAACUAUACAUUUAUUACAUUUGGCAAUGCUUUAUAAGUUAUUUGAGAGAUUGUGUUUUUAUCUGAGUUAUUUGCUUUUACUAAUAUUUAACCCAUUUAUGCCUAGUGGACUCUCCCAUCCUUCUAAAUUGGAUCAAUUUAUUGUUAAAAUUAGGGAUGUCUAGUAUACUUAUUUCUAUAUUUAGAAUAUUUAUUACUGAAAAUCCUUUCAGCAAACAGCGCAGACCCAGAUGAGACGCCGCAUCAUGCAGCGUCUCAUCUGGGUCUACGCUGUUUGCAAUGUCCUUUUUUCAGGACGCUAGGCAUAAAUGGGUUAAGUAAAAAACUUGAUUUACAAAUGUAGAUUCGAACAUAACUGGUUUUUGAAAUAUUGAAUUGAAACUUCUCAUAAAGAAAACAAUAUGAAUAUUGACUGAUAAGUCAUAGUUAUUGUGGCUGAACAUUACUGUAGGAGAAAAUGAAAUGUUAACAGGUAUUUCAAGCCUAAAGUAAUUAAAGUCACUAAAACACUUAUAAUAUGUCAUAAAAAAAAUUCAUCACGUUGACAAAAAAAUUCUGAUAUAUAUAUUUUAUCAGAAUUUAUUAUUUUUUUGUCAAAGUGAUGAAAAAUGUUUUUUAUGACAUAUUGAUAGUGUUUUUACGUGACUUGGCCACGUGCCCAACACCUGUGGUCAAGUGGAGUCAAAUUCAAGUUCACCAGAGUGAUUUGUGAUAUGUGAUGUGCUCUAUGAAAAAGGGGUUUAAUGCAUGUGCAUUUAGUGUUGUCCCAGAUUAGCUAGUGUAGUCCGCACAGGCUAACGCACAGGCUAAUUAGGGACAACACUUUCCGCUUUUAUGAUAUUUUUUUGUAUCAAGAAAGUCUUUUCUUAGCAAAAAUCAAGUUUUUUCUUAACCAAAAUCAAGUUAAGGCGGAAAGUGUUGUCUCAAAUUAGCCUGUGGGAACUGCACAGGCUAAUAUAGGACGACACUUUAUGCACAUGUAUUAAACCCCCUUUUCACAGAGCGGCUCAUAUAUUCUGGUGUUUGUAAAAUUCUUUCAGUUAUAAUGCAAAUGAUUACUUCAAUAUACUAGUGUCUGCUAGUAUAAACUAUGCUACUAUGCCAAGAAACGUUAUAUUGGUUUCACAUAUUUCAAAUACAUUUUUGAUUACCUGUAUAAAACCAUUUAAUUUCUAAUAGAAUGUGUAUUUCAUGCUAUUUGGGAACUUUAACUUACAUGCUUGUUGUUUUUUUGUACUAAAAACCUAUUUAGAUGUUUGUUUGUGUACUUGUAUAGUUUGUGGUGUAAAUUGUUCAAUAAUGUUCAAUUAACGGUGAUAUUUAUAUGUGUUCUGACACUUUUAAGCAUACACAUAUUCGAAAAUGAUACCAACUGUUGCCGUCAACCAGCUGCUGUUGUUGUUAACAAGACUAAAGCUGUAUUACACAACACGGACUGAAACGUGUCGGAUCAAACACUUAAGCCAAAAACAAUUAAAGUCCAAAGUAUUUUUUAAUUUGAGGCCUUGAUGUUGGCAUGAACACAUGAAUAAUUGGUAACUUGUCCAUCAGAGCGGACUUAGCAUGUUAAGUGGUAGGAAUAGAGGACUUGUCAUUGUUGUAAGGCGUAACUACUGCUGAGUGUAAGCUAAAGUACUUGAAUGGAUUAAUGGGCUAUAAAUAAGCAAUAAUAGAUGGCAGUUUAUAUGGCUAUGACAAGCGACCCGCAACCUUACAGCACGACAAGCGACUAACGCGUCAUUUCUCAUCCGCCAAGCAAUACCUUGCAACAUGAGUAAUGUCUUGACAGUUCUCACUGCUUUGACCGUCGACCACGUGUGCCAUUAAAACCACGUGUCAUUUUCAGGUGUAGCAGUCGUUUGUAGAUUCGACAGGUUUCGUCUUAAUAUACAUAUAGAUUUUGCAUACACAUAAAAAAUUAAAAAAAUGAAUGAUGAAUUCAUUGCCAAUAACGUCAAUAGCAUAGAUCGAACUGCUCAUGUUUGAUGAUGUAUAUUUAUGACUAUUAACCUACUAAUUACCCAUUCACAGGAUUUAAUUAACUCAUUUAUGCCUAGUGGACUCUCCCAUCCUAGAUUGGAUCAAUUUAUUUUCAAAAUUAGGGAUGUCUAGUAUAUUUAUUUCUAUAUUUAGAAUAUUUCUUACAGUAAUUUCUUUAAGCAAACAGCGUACACUCAGAUGAGAAGCCGCAUCAUGCGGCCUCUCAUCUGGGUCUACGCUAUUUGCCAAGGCCUUUUUUCUAGACGCUAGGCAUAAAUGGGUUACUAAUAUACUAAUUUUCUUGUGCUUGAGUUUUUUUAUUUUUGUAUCAUGCAAUCAUGUUUGAAUUGUGUUUUGUAUGUGUUAUAUAGUUGUAAUUAAAUUUGAUAAUUUACAAUUUAUUAAUAUAAUGGUGGGGUUGUUAUAAAAUAUAUAAGUUUAUUAUUAUAAAUGUUGUUUUAUUUCAAUAAUAAAACUUUUAAAUUG